Messenger RNA from Syngnathoides biaculeatus (alligator pipefish), 4594 nucleotides. Its product is annotated as single-stranded DNA-binding protein 3-like. The record is from RefSeq and is a predicted model, not a curated record. The transcript has 18 exons. Lineage: Eukaryota; Metazoa; Chordata; Actinopteri; Syngnathiformes; Syngnathidae. Gene Ontology annotation, biological process: positive regulation of transcription by RNA polymerase II. Gene Ontology annotation, molecular function: protein binding; single-stranded DNA binding. Bases 181 to 1329 code for a protein of 382 amino acids. Gene Ontology annotation, cellular component: nucleus.
CCCGCCCCUCCGCUUGGACCAAGCUCGGUUGAGGUAUCGGGUGAGGAGGACCAUUGUAGUGCGGUUGGCGUGCGAGAGGGUCGCGGCCGCGAUGAACCGAGAGAUGAAAUAGAGCGGCUCCGAAAAAAAAAAACAAACAAAAUAAACAAGAAAGCCGACUGCUCGACAAACGACUAAACAAUGUUCCCGAAAGGCAAAGGAACCCCGGUGCCCUCGGACGGCCAAGCGCGAGAAAAGUUGGCUCUUUACGUCUACGAGUAUUUGCUCCACAUAGGAGCACAGAAGUCUGCACAGACCUUUUUGUCAGAGAUACGAUGGGAGAAGAACAUAACGCUCGGAGAACCCCCCGGAUUCCUGCAUUCCUGGUGGUGCGUAUUCUGGGACUUGUACUGCGCUGCGCCCGAGAGGAGAGAGACAUGUGACCACUCCAGUGAAGCCAAAGCCUUCCACGACUAUAGUGCAGCAGCGGCCCCCAGCCCUGUCAUGGGAGGGAUGCCCCCUGGUGACGGCAUGCCGGGAGGACCCAUGCCGCCCGGAUUUUUCCAGGGUCCUCCCGGUCCCCAGGGCUCUCCUCACCCUCAGCCUCCUCCCCCUAACAAUAUGAUGGGACCCCACAGUCAGUCCUUCAUGUCGCCUCGCUUCGCCGGAGGGCCGAGAGGUCCCCCCAUCAGGAUGGCAAACCAGCCACCAGGCGGGGGACCCGGCCCGCAUCCCAUGUUGCCUAAUAUGGACCCCACACGACCGCAGGGUCAUCCGAACCUGGGGCCCAUGCAGAGAAUGAGCGGCCCGCGGGGGAUGGGGCCGAUGGGGCCCGGCCCGCAGAACUUCGGCGGCGGGAUGAGGCCGCCGCACAACGCCAUGGGCCCCGGCAUGCCGGCAGUCAACAUGGGUCCGGGGACCGGGCGACCGUGGCCCAAUCCCAACAACGCUAAUUCUAUGCCUUACUCGUCGCCGUCUCCCGGCGCGUACGGGGGCGCAUCCGGAGGGGGACCGCCGGGGACUCCCAUCAUGCCCAGCCCCGCAGACUCCAACAACUCUGGCGAUAAUUUGUACACCAUGAUUAACACUGGACCCGGCAAUCGAAAUAACUUCCCGAUGGGCCCCGGCUCCGACGGACCCCUGGGAGCCAUGGCCGGGAUGGAACCGCACCACAUGAACGGCUCACUAGGUUCUGGUGAUCUGGACGGAAUGAACAAGAAUUCUCCAAACAAUUUAAGUGGCAUUAGCAAUCCCCCCGGGACCCCGAGGGACGAUGGAGAGCUGAGCGGGAACUUCCUUCACUCCUUUCAGAGCGAGAACUACUCUCCGACCAUGACGAUGAGCGUGUGACCCGACUCCCAUCCUCCUCUCUCCCCGCCAGCCUUACCCCUCGUAAUUUGCCAUCAUUCCAAGGAUUCGACACCCCCCCCCCCCCCCAAAUCAUUCCUGUCGGGCACGGCCAAAGGCAUCGGCAAAAGAAUCAGGGAUCCACACUCGACGCCAGAAAUCCUGGAACACGGGGGAAAACAAACCGGCCCUCGCACGACAAGGCCCCGGCUACUGAAAAGAUGGAUCGAUCCACGACGGCAACGUGCCCCCGCCCCCGCCCCCGCCCCGACACGCAGGGCCCCAACCACCCACCCGGCCGUGGUUUACCUCUUUUCUGAAUGAAUUUGCGCAGGAAGCGUCUCCCCUCCCCGGCUCGGGUCCACUUCAAACACUGGAGAGUCUACAUACGUGUACAUGUGCAUCGUGAGCUUUUCCCAGUCCAGUCCAGCCCCCCCCCCAACCCCGUCCGCCUUCUUUUCUGUGUCGCCGCCGUGCAAACGGACAAUUUCAUGUAUUAUCAUGUGUUUCCCCCGCAUAUUUGGGAUUCGUUACUUACAAAUUUGGAAAUUUUAAAAAAAGAAAAAUCCAAAUUCUCUCCGGUUUGCAGACAAGCUUGCAGUGAAGAAAAUAAGUAUUCGAACACGCUGCUGUAUUGCACAUCAUGGAGGGGUCUGGAAUUUUCAUCGUAGGUGCACGUCCACUGAGAGAGAGAGAGAGAGAGAGAUCAUCUCAAAAGAAAAAUCCAGGUCAGGAUUCAAGUACCGUAAUUCCCGGCCUACAAGGCGCGACUUUUUUCACAGCCGUCGUGCUAGUUAGCGUUAGCCCCGCCACAUUAACGUGGGCACCACCGUGCAAGCGUUAUCACCGCUGCGUUAGCAAUAGCACCGCCCUGCUAGCGUUAGCGCCGCCAUGUUAAGGUUAACGCCGUCACAUUACCGUUAGCGCCACCGUCUUAACGUUAGCACCGGCGCAUUAGCCUUAGCGCCGCCACGCUAGCGUUAAACUCUUUCUAUCACCAGGUGCGCUCUGUAGGCCAGGAUAUCACGAUACUUAUUUACAGCUAUAUUACAAAUAAAUCGUUAAAAAAAUCCUCCAUUGUGAUUUCUGGAUUUUUCUUUUUCGAUGAUCUCUUCUCACAGUGGACGUGCACCUCCAAUGAAAAUUUCAGACCCCUCCACACGGUUUCUAAGUGGGGGAACUUGCAAUAUAGCGCGGUGGUUAAAUACUUAUUUUCGUCACUGUACAUUUGCCAUAUUUGUUUGUCGGUGGUGCCAAGGAACUAUGUUGGAGUUAAGGGGGAGGAGCGUUUCACCUUGGACCCCCUUUGACUAUAAAAGUAGUUCUCCGGCGCCGUCUUUUUAUUAGAUUGGCCAAAUAGAAAAAUAUUACUUUGCUGCCAUUUUGUGGCAUUUAUAGGCAAUUAUAUAUCAGAAAAGGGGGGGGGGGCAAUUACUUUUAGAUUUGGGGUAUUUGUUAUGUAUAGUGGGGUUGGGGGGGGGGGCACAGUUCUUCAGUUUCACGUGUCCCAAGGAUUUUUGUCUGCAAGCUGGUCAGAAUUGAUCAUGAAAGCUGAUGAGCCCUCAAAUGGGUGGGGCGGGGUGGGGGGGACCCUGCCAAAAGUUGUUUUAGCCUUUUUUUUUUUUUUUAAUUUAAUUUUUUUUUUUUUUUUUUUUUUUUUACUGCUUUUAAGGUUUCCCAUUAAGUCCGUCUGGCUAGCAGACGUGGGCCCAAUAAAUGAAUGCCGACACUUAUGCAAAGCAGCUUGAGCAUUUUUAUUCUCCACCCCCCCCCCCAUCUCCAGCUUCAAGGCCGCGACACACUUCGACCUCACUAGUAAGACGAUUCGGUGCACUAGUAGAACGGCUGGCCUACAAGUUCCAUGUUUGUUUGUUUUUUUAAUUACAGUGUGACAUUUUUGCACACAUUUUUACAUUUUUUUUCAGCAAAAUGAUUGCAAGUUACUUCUUGGGUGCCGAUGAAUACAAAGGGCCUACCAGUUUUAAAAAAUUAAUAUUCAUCAAUGUAAAGACAUCACAUUUAUGAUGUGACGAUGUAAAAAGUUGGCACUAGUAUUGUAAAAGCGUGUUCUCUGUGUGUGCUGCAUUGUCUUACUAGUGAGGUCCAAGGUUGUACUAGUACACGAAUUUGACCCAUAUGCUCAAAAUGGCUUUCGUAGUGCUGCCCCCUAGUGGAUUUAUUUUAUUUUUAUUAUUUCUCAUGCGCUCACGUCGUUCUCGAACGGCAUCACUUGUAAUUGUUUUCCACCCCUCCACGCCCGCAUAUUUUUUGGGGAGUAAUAUUUUGAUACAAUCUUGGACCCGAGUUCGUCAAAGCCUCCCGAGCAGAUUCUCACCGGCGCCGUUCAAAACUUAGCAGCGGCCGUUUAAUCGUGACGUUGAUGAUUUUUAUUCGCUUUUUUUUUUUUUUUCUCCCUUUUCCUGUGAACAUUACAGACGUUUGUCCUGUUGUCUUUUAUUUGCUUCUAUUUUUUUAUUUCAAAAUUGAGGAAAGAUUGCUUGUUAAUAUAAUUUUACAAUAACUUAACUUCUAGUGUCUGUUUUUAUUUGUAUUUGAUUGUAUUUUUAGAAAUUUUUUUCUCUCCACUCACUGGGAACAUAUGGACGCUGCGGACACCGUUGCUAUUUAUUAGACAGUUAACAGACAUUAUCAUUCAACUGAGGCAUGGAAUAAAAAUGUGGCUUUAAUAUAAACUUUUUAGGUUGAUCUGUCUCCAGUUUUCGGGAAGGUGCAAAGUUUUUGACGGACGGUUUCACGUUUCUCGACCGGGAACGUGUUGCGCACGCGCGUCGAAUGGGGAAAAAUUCCACAGCAGGCGUGAAACUUUCCGGGAAGGCCCGCCUGCGCCUUUCUGUGACUCCUCCGGUCUCCGUGGCAGUCUGGUGGAACAGCUGGUAAAGUGUUGGCCUCACAGUUCUGAGGACCCGGGUUCGAUCCCGGCCCCGCCUGUGUGGAGUUUUCUUCGGGUGGGCACUCCUGUUUCCUCCCACAUCCCCAAAAACGUUAAUUGGACACUAAAUUGCCCCUAGGUGUGAUUGAUUGUGACUGCGGCUGUUUGUCUCCAUGUGCCCAGUGAUUGGCUGGCGACCAGUUCAGGGUGUGCCCCGCCUCCUGCCCGUUGACUGCUGGGAUAGGCUCCAGCACUCCCCGCGACCCUCGUGAGCAGGGGUGCCCAACACGGUGCCUGUGGCCCGCGAGGAAAGCUCUAAAAAUACCAUAGAGCACAAAUUGUUACUAUUAUUUGUGUUUUAAAUUCUGAAUCUGACUU